CGCCGCCGCCGUCGCCGCCGCUGACCGAGUGUCCGCGAUGAAGGUCUCCACGGCGCUGCUGCUGUUGUGUCUGGUCGCCGCGUGUGUCAGCUCUGCUGUAGCGGCUCGAUCCUGGAGGAGGUUCCGCUGUCGGGCUCCGCGAGUGGCGAACGGCAUAGCGCGCCUGCGCUCCCGCGGCCGAGCCGUGCGCUACCGCUGCCGGCCCGGCUACCGGCUCUACGGCGCCAAGUUCAACAUCUGCGAGGCGCGUCGCUGGCGAGAACCCCAUUCGGUCUGCACCAAGCGGGGCUGCAGCUCUCCAAGAGCAGUGCCCCACGGCGGUUGGACGCCGCUGAUGAACAACAGGGUCGUCCUCUUCUCCUGCGAGCCGGGCUUCAGCUUGCGGGGACACAGCGUCAUGUACUGCGACGGCCAGGGCUGGAACGGCACGGAGCCAACCUGCACAGCGGACGCGGUGCCGGCCAGCCGCCUGGCGUGCGACUUCGAGACGGAGGACCUAUGCGACUGGACGCACGACACCAGGGCCGAGUUCCAGUGGACGCGCCACUCGGGCCGUACGCCGUCCGUCGACAUGUCCACCGGGCCGUCCAACGACCACACGCUGGGCGAGGGACGCGACGGUCACUUCAUGUUCAUCGAGGCGUCGGACCCGCGCGUGGAGAACGACACUGCCCGUCUCUUCUCGCCGGUGCUCGCGGCCGUCCAGAGCGUGGACGCCUGCUUCUCUUUCUGGUACCACAUGUGGGGUGUCACGCUCGGCUCCCUGCGCGUGUACGUGCUGCCCGUGGAUCAGUCGCUGGACCAGCUGGCUGGACCAGCCUGGGAGACGUCGCACAAUGCCGGCGAUCAGUGGCUGCGCCAAGUGCUGCCGCUGCCGCAACAGAGCUCCAACUUCCAGAUUGUGAUCGAGGGUGUACGCGGAGAGAGCUACAUGAGUGACUCCGCCAUCGACGACGUAGCCCUCGGCCACGGUGACGAGUGUGACGUGCCGCCCGCGCCUACUGUACAGACCGUCGACCCCGCCACCACAGCCGUGUCGUGCCGAGGCCGCUGUGAUGAGCGCAGGGAUCCGGCGCGGUUCUGCGGCUGCACCAACGACUGCCUGCUGGACAACAACUGCUGCCGAGACUACUUCAGCGUCUGUAACGAGGACGAAAUCGUGGCGAAUGACAACUCGACAACGGAGACCGUUUCCACGGUGACGGCGUCGGCAGGUGCCAGCGGCGGGGCGACCACAUCCCCCCCGUCGACGGCUGCCGGCGUGGCACCGAGGGCGGGGGGCGCCGCUGGUGCUGGGGUCACGACCUCGCCCGCACCGGUCACCACAGACGCCACGGUGGCACCACAGACACCACGGCCGACGACGACCGCACGGCCAACGACUACAACUUCACGGCCCACGACGACAACACGGACAACGACGACGACAACGACGACAACGACGACAACGCCACACACAACCACAACACAAAGCACGACGACCACGCAAGCCGCAACAACACAAGCCACGACCACGCAGACUACGACUACAACACAAACCACGACCACCACGCCAACAACAACCACAACGCAAACCUCGACGACGCGCCGUGCGUCCACUGCAGCACCCACCACGCCGACAAGACCAACUUCAGCCCCGUCAACAGCGCAGACCUCACCGCCGGCGGCGCGGUCGACGACAGCGGCGCCGACGACACCGGAGAUCGCGCCGCAGCCCACCCUGCCGGCCGUAACCUCCCCCCCGCCCGCGGUCGCCCCCACCGCCGGUCCCACCACGACCAGCGGUGCGACCGGCGCCGUUCCCACCCCACCCUACGCCUCCGUCCAGCACUACGGACAUGUCGAACGAGCUGCCGGCUGCCGGGCGGCGGACCAGCCGAGCUCACCACGCCCGGAGCGCCGUCCAGCACCACGGACAUAUCCAACGAGCUGCCGCGUCCCCGCCUCCGCCGAGCUCGACGACUUCAACAUCGAGGACGCCAGCGAGACGGCGCAGCUCACCGCCGGCUAG
Messenger RNA from Pollicipes pollicipes, 2011 nucleotides. Its product is annotated as mucin-5AC. Bases 38 to 2011 code for a protein of 657 amino acids. Lineage: Eukaryota; Metazoa; Arthropoda; Thecostraca; Pollicipedomorpha; Pollicipedidae. Gene Ontology annotation, cellular component: membrane. The transcript is spliced from 10 exons. The record is from RefSeq and is a predicted model, not a curated record.